AUGUGCUUCUCACACCGACGAUCGACCCAAAACUACCACGAUAUCUGGAAAUCGACAGUCGGCAUAAUUUUCAUGGGAACGCCACAUCGCGGAAGCAAGCAAUCCAGAUCUGCGAUAGCCGCUGCGUCCUUGCUUGGCAUGUUCAUGGACACAAAUAUCAACCUCCUCGAAAUAUUGAACGAGAGCUCCGAGCUGCGUGACCGUUUGGACGAGGAGUUUCAAGCCUUACAGGAAUCUAGGCGAAUCCCUAUCAGCUGCUUCUGGGAAGCACUACCAAGCAAGCGAGGAGGUAUCAUUGUGCCGAAAGAAUCGGCGACACUUGAUGGUGACAGGGGGAGAGCUAUACAUGCGGAUCACAGCAGCAUGGUCAAAUUUACUAGUGCGACAGAUGAAGGCUACAAAGCUGUGAGGAGCACAAUCAAAGACAUGUUAAAUUGCUUGGGUAUAAGUGCGACUGGCCCUGCAGAAACGAUCCACAAACGAGCAGCCAUUUGGGGAGUCGGAGGCAUGGGGAAAACACAACUAGCCGUGCAGUGGGUCGCUGAAAUGAAUGAGAAACAUGGACUCUCAGUGUUUUGGGUACAUGGCGGCAGCAAUGAGCGAUUUGUCGAGUCAUACUCCAAGAUCGCUCGUUGCUGCAAGAUUCCAGGCUGUGGUGUCGACAACCCACAGCUACCCCAAACUACCAUGCUUGAGAAUGUUAAAAAGUGGUUCGAAGAUCAAGCGCAGAAAGGCUCUUGGGUAAUGGUGGUUGAUAACAUUGACGACGUCAAGGUAUUUGGUGAAACCAAGGAUCUAGACACAGCUCCAGUAAUGCUACGAGACUAUCUUCCGAGCUGCGACCAUGGAUCUAUACUCUUUACCACACGGAGCAGAGAGAUAGCGGAGAUCCUGGCAGACCCAGACAGAACUGUCAGGGUCGACGAGAUGACAACCGAUGACUGCAUUGAGUUGAUGCGAAAAAAGCUCGCUUCCGCGGAAUACGAUGACGCGAACCUGGCAGAAUUAGCAGCGGAACUCGAAUAUCUACCAUUGGCCUUGAUACAAGCUACGGCCUAUUUGUCCAAGAGAAAGGAACAGAUUUCGAGAUACUUGCAGCGUUUGAGAUAUGCUCGAAGCCUGAUUGUAAACCGACUUGAUGAACUUGAAGCCACGGUUCUCAAAGAUGAAGACGGGAGGUACAGCGCCGUGGCAAGAACGUUGGUGAUAACAUUCGAUGCAAUACAGUCGGAGAAUACUUUAGCCAUGGAGCUUCUCCAACUUAUGAGCUUCUACGAGAGGCAGGAAAUACCUCGGUCACUCUUCAUCUGCUACGCCCACAACUAUGAGCUUUUUACUACUGGAAUCUUUGUUCGUGGCCCUGAAUGGGACGACUGGCAGCCAGCAGGAAAUAUAUCACCUCCUACAAACGACCAAAUCAACCAAGCCUUGUCGCUUCUUGAGCAAUACUCUGCCUUAACUAAAGGUCGUGAUGAAGGAGCCGUGACACUGCACCGGCUAGUACACAUUGUCCUGCGCAGCCAGGUAAAGAGCAACCACGACACGGCGAGGGAAAUGGCAGCCAAAGCCAUGGCUAUCAUGUGUAAUACAUUCCCUGUGCCUAACGCUGACAAUUGGACCGAGAUGCAACAACUCAUGCCACACGCCAAAGCGGUGCUAAACGAAGAAGAUAUGGACCUAGACAGUGGACUGGCAAUCAACAGCAAAUUCAGGCUUCUCAGCCACAUCACCGAGUUUGUCUCACAGUUUCUCCAAGACAAAAACCACCCCAUAGAUCCAUUAUCGCCAGCUUGGGAGAGUGUCUUGAACAAGAUGGACGAGGUCCUGGGCAUCUACCACAGCCGGAGUCUGCAGGCCAAGCUAGACCACGUUCGGUUCUUCCAACCCGACAAUCGCGAUAAAGUCAAAGCACUAGUUACAGAAAUACAGGACAAGAUUGGAGACGAUGAGCGUUGGUUGUCAGCCAAGACAAAUCUUGCAUCUAUUCUGUGCCGCUCCGGGUACAUGGAAGAGGCUGGCUCCUUUCUAGACUCAUUCAUCGACCAGGUUUUCAAAAGCAAAGGCUCGUCGAAUCCCAUAACGAAUGCAGCUGUGUGGUACCGCGCGCGCGCAUUUGCACUGCUAGGCCAGCUCGAUGAGGCACUGGCCCUGAUAAGAGAGAGGAUGCGCGUACAAGGACAAGAGGGGGAAGAUUACGCAGUCGCUCGUCUCGUGCUAUUUGCCGGACUUUUAAAUGCUGCGUCUGGAAACGACGAUGAGGCCUUGGGUUUAUGGACACUGUACCUGCGUCAGGUUGAGCGUUUUUGGGCACAAGAUCACUUGAUGGUUGUGGAGCAUAAGGAAGACCUUCUCAGGGCCAAAGAGUCUUUCUAUUCAGGCCGGCCUAUUUACGAGAGCAAUUACGAGGCCAUGCGCCAUAAAGAAGCAGCUGACAAACGAAAAGGCUCCAGCAUACUUGAUAAUACUAGUGCGUCGGCCCGGAUAACAAGUAUUCUCAGCCAGUAUAAUAAGGGACAGGCACAACAUGGUACCCUUAGCAGCCAUGACUGGCGAUGCGCGUGGUCCUGGACCUAUUUUCCGGCUCUUAAGCAAGACUGGGCAUUGUGCAAGCGGGAGCUAGAGGCAGAUGGGUUUGAUAUCGGGCCGCCAUUGGAGAAUACAGAAUGUUUGGACUAG
Molecule: messenger RNA, 2676 nt
Organism: Fusarium subglutinans
Lineage: Eukaryota; Fungi; Ascomycota; Sordariomycetes; Hypocreales; Nectriaceae
Product: kinesin light chain
Exons: 3
Coding region: 1-2676 (891 amino acids)
Molecular function (GO): ADP binding; protein binding
Source: RefSeq, a predicted model, not a curated record